Molecule: messenger RNA, 2648 nt
Organism: Sorex fumeus (smoky shrew)
Lineage: Eukaryota; Metazoa; Chordata; Mammalia; Eulipotyphla; Soricidae
Gene: NEDD1
Product: NEDD1 gamma-tubulin ring complex targeting factor
Exons: 16
Coding region: 213-2186 (657 amino acids)
Biological process (GO): mitotic cell cycle; microtubule nucleation
Cellular component (GO): pericentriolar material; centriole; ciliary basal body
Molecular function (GO): gamma-tubulin binding
Source: RefSeq, a predicted model, not a curated record
GCCGUGGCCCCCCGUGUGCCGCGGUCCCGAGCCAGCUGUGCUCAGGGAACUUCAUGGCGGUGGUGCCUGGGUUUGAGGUUUCAGGUGGUGUUCCUGGCAUGGAUUCUGGAUCUUCUGCCUGCAAGUGAAGCUUUCCCAACUCCUGACGCUGUGGUGAGUGCACUGUCUGUGGUGAAAGUGGGCAUGGAGACCCACUUGUUUAAGGUGCAGCCAUGCAGGAAAACCUCAGAUUUGCUUCAUCGGGAGAUGAUGUUAAAAUAUGGGAUGCUUCGGUUUUUAUGUUGGUGGAUAAGUUCAACCCCCACACAUCGCCACAUGGAAUUAGUUCACUGUGUUGGAGCAGCAAUAAUAACUUUCUAGUGACAGCAUCUUCCAAUGGUGACAAAAUAGUGGUUUCAAAUUGCAAGUGUAAACCUGUUCCACUUUUAGAGUUUGGUGAAGGGCAAAAGCAGACAUGUGUCAGUUUGAAUUCCACUUCUAUGUAUUUGGUAAGCGGAGGCCUAAAUAGCACAGUUAAUAUUUGGGAUUUAAAGUCAAAACGAAUUCAUCGAUCUCUUAAGGAUCAUAAAGAUGAAGUAACAUGUGUAACAUAUAAUUGGAAUGAUUCCUACAUUGCUUCUGGAUCUCUCAGUGGGGAAAUUAUUUUGCAUAGUGUAACCACAAAUUUAUCUGCUACACCUUUUGGCCACGGUAGUAACCAGUCUGUUCGGCACUUGAAGUACUCCUCAUUUAAGAAGUCGCUCUUGGGCAGCGUUUUUGAUAGCGGAAUCGUAACUCUCUGGGAUAUAAAUAGUCAGAGCCCCUACCAUAACUUUGACACUACACACAAAGCGCCAGCCUCAGGCAUUUGUUUUUCUCCUGUCAAUGAACUGCUGUUUGUAACUAUAGGCUUGGAUAAAAGGAUCAUUCUUUAUGACACUUCAAGUAAGAAACUAGUGAAAACAUUGGUGGCCGAUUCGCCUCUGACUGCAGUGGAUUUCAUGCCAGAUGGAGCCACUUUGGCUAUUGGAUCUUCCCGUGGGAAAAUAUAUCAGUAUGAUUUAAGAAUGUUGAAAUCAUCACCAGUGAAAACCAUCAGUGCUCACAAGACAUCUGUGCAGUGUAUAGCAUUUCAGUACUCUACUGGUUUUUCUAAGUCCAGUUUAAGUAAAGGCAGUACAAAUAAGCCCACAGCUGUGAGCAAACGAACUGUUAAUGUCAGUGGUGGACUUCAGAAUUCUGGAAUUGUCAGAGAAGGGACAGUCUCUUCCAUCACCACAGUUCUACCACAGCCCAUGACAACGAUUGUGGGAAAGGAAGCAGUUGCUGUUCAAGACAAAGCAGGUUUGCCUCAAAGCAUAAACACAGAUAUUUUAUCUAAGGAUAUAGACACUGGGAAAAAUCAGAAUUUCUCCAGUUUUGAUGAUACUAAAAACAGUAGUUUAGGUGACAUGUUCUCCCCUGUUAGAGAUGAUGCAGUAGUUAACAAGGGAGGUGAUGAAUCCAUAGGCAAAGGAGAUGCCCUUGAUUUUCUGCCACAGUUGAACUCAGUAUUUCCUCCAAGAAAAGGCCCAGUAGCUUCAAGCACUUCAGUAUUGCAUUCUAGUCCUCUUAAUGUCUUUAUGGGAUAUCCGGGGAAAGAAGAAAAUGAAAAUCAUGAUCUGACAGCUGAAUCUAAGAAAAUAUACUUAGGAAAACAGGAAUCUAAAGACUCCUUUAAACAGUUUGCAAAGUUGAUCUCUGGUGUGGAAUCUGGAAUUCUUAAUACCUCUUCGUCUUCUAACCAAACACGAAGUCCUGAGAAAUUUGAAAAGGCAGAGAAAGAAAUUGAAAGCCAAAUAAUAUGUGAACCCGCAAUCAAUGGAUCCUCAACUCCAAUUCCAAAGAUAGCUUCAUCUGUCACUGUUGAAGUUGCCAGCUCACUAUCAGAAAAAAUAGUUGAUACCAUUGGAAAUAAUCUGACAAAUGCACCAUUGACAUCUGUACAAAUCCGUUUUAUUCAGAACAUGAUACAGGAAACAUUGGAUGACGUUAGAGAAGCUUGCCAUAGGGAUAUUGUGAAUUUGCAAGUGGAGAUGAUUAAGCAAUUUCAUAUGCAAUUGAAUGACAUGCACUCUUUACUGGAAAGAUACUCAGGGAAUGAAGGUUUGGUGGCUGAAAUUGAAAGACUACGAGAAGAAAACAAAAGACUAAGAGCCCACUUUUGAAAUUUCAGUGAAUGCCUUAAUGUUUUGCAAUUCAGGAAUUUCUGGCAAUACACAAGUACAUGGAAUCAGUAUUGUUUUCAUGGUCUCUGGAAAAAAAUUUUUCAAGUGAAAGGGAGAUGGGAUUUUUCACCAACCAUUAUUUCAUCUUUUCUGUCAAAUAUAUUUAUAUUUUUAUAUUUAAAACUGUAAAUAUGUAUCUGCUUGAUAGGAAAGUCAACAGGCUCCUUACUUUACAAAAUCUUUAGCUCCACUAAGUGCCCUUUUUUAUAAAGAAAAUUUUCAGGAAAGUAGACUACAUGUUUUUAGUCAUUUAAAAACAUUUGUGAUUGACAGCCUUUCAAAUUGUUUUGAAUAUUUGAGGAUUAUAGAGUUUUGUAUACCUUCUAUUUUUAUGGUCAAAGUAGUUUUUAAAUGAGAGUUUGUGUUUUUUGCAGUUGAUUAAUAAAACACAAGGUUGAUUAG